GCGGGGACGCGGGGUCGCGGCGGACAAAGGGCCAUGCGGGGCCGCGGGCGCUGAGCGCGGCGCGAUGCCGUGGUUCCCGGUGAAGAAGGUCCGCAAGCGGAUGAAGCUGCUGCUGCUGCUGCUGCUGCUCACCUGCGCCGCGUGGCUCACCUACGUGCACCUGAGCCUGGCGCGCCAGGGCCGCGCGAUGCGACAGCGGCCGGGCCACGCGCGAGAUGGUGAAAAGCUGGCCGAUGUGACAGAUGGCCGGGGUAUCCAGGGGGCGCCGUCCACGCAGAGGGCAGAGGACUCCAGCGAGAGUCGUGAGGAGGAGCAGGCGCCUGAAGGCCAGGACGCAGAUGAGCUGUUUCCUGGGGGGGCUGGGAAGCCACCCCCACUGAACCUCACCCAUCAGGUGCCCAAGUGGCAGGAGAAGUUCAAGGGGCAAGUGAACCUGCACGUGUUUGAGGACUGGUGUGGGGGCGCCGUGGGCCACCUGAGGAGGAACCUGCACUUCCCGCUGUUCCCCCACACCCGCACCACCGUGAGGAAGCUGGCCGUUUCCCCCAGAUGGAGGAACUACGGACUCAGGAUCUUUGGCUACAUCCACCCGGCGAGAGAUGGCGACGUCCAGUUCUCGGUGGCUUCAGACGACAACUCUGAGUUUUGGCUGAGCCUGGAUGAGAGCCCAGCAGCCGCCCAGCUUGUGGCCUUCGUGGGCAAGACUGGCUCUGAGUGGACAGCGCCUGGUGAAUUCACCAAGUUCAGCUCCCAGGUGUCCAAGCCCAAACGGCUCAUGGCCUCCCGGAGGUACUACUUUGAACUGCUUCACAAGCAGGAUGACCGGGGCUCAGACCAUGUGGAAGUGGGUUGGCGCACAUACCUGCCGGGCCUGAAGUUUGAAGUCAUCAGCGCUGCUCACAUCUCCCUUUACACAGAUGAGUCCUCCCUGAAGAUGGACCAUGUGGCCCACGUGCCCCAGUCUCCAGCCAGCCAUGUCAGGGGCCACCUGCCCAAGGAGGAGUCCAGCGCAGACAUGCUGCGCCCAGACCCCAGGGACAGCUUCUUCCUCACACCCCGGAUAGAGCCCUGGAGCCUGGAGAGCGUGCUGGAGCCCUGCGCCUACGCACCUACCUACGUUCUCAAGGACUUCCCCAUCGCCAGAUACCAGGGCCUGCAGUUUGUAUACCUGUCCUUCGUGUAUCCCAAUGACUACACCCGCCUCACGCACAUGGAGACGGAGAACAAGUGCUUCUACCGAGAAUCUCCCCGGUACCUGGAAAGGUUCGGUUUCUACAAAUACAUGAAGAUGGACAAGCAGGAAGGGGAGGACGGGGAGGAGGAGCAGCAGCGCCGGGCCUUCUUGUUCCUCAGCCCCGAGGACUUCCUGGACGAAGAGGACGAGGGGGAGCUGCUGGACAGCCUGGAGCCCACCGAGGUGGGCCCACCGCGGAGCGGACGCAGGCCUCCCACACCACCGCUGGCGGAGCGCGAGCCAGAGCUCUCAGCUUCCCACGGCCCUCAGUCCCGCCACUCCCGCGCGCUGCGCUGGGCCAUGCGCCCCCUGUCCCUCUUCCUGGGCCACGCGCCACCCCCGCGCGCCGCUGAGAAGCCUCCUGCCAAGGUGUAUGUGACGCGCGUGCGGCCCCGACCGCGGGUGUCCCCACGUGGCCCGGCCUGGCCUCCCCUGGCCGGCGUCCUCCUGCGUGCCCGCGCCGUGCCACGAGCGCAGCUGCGUGCACCUCGGCCCCGGCGCAGGUCCCGCGGGCCCCCAGGCACAGAGCCCCCCGCGCCGUCCACCCUCGGGGCCCCGCAGGCCCACGCGCCCACACCGGAUGUGAACUCCUCGGCUGCCGCGCAGCCCAUGACCUCCUUCCUGAGCUUGUCCCAGGUGUCCCGGCCGCAGCUGCUCGCCGAGGGCGAGGGGGAGGAGGAGGACCGGGCCCCUGGCGACGAGGUGGCCUCAGAGGACAGCGAGGAGGAUGCCGCGGGCCGCGUGCCCGGGCACUGGCGAGAAGAUGCUAUCGACUGGCAGCGCACAUUCAGCGUGGGCGCUGUGGACUUCGAGCUGCUGCGCUCAGACUGGAACGACCUGCGCUGCAACGUGUCCGGCAAUCUACAGCUUCCGGAAGCCGAGGCCGUGGACGUGGCGGCCCAGUACAUGGAGCGCCUCAAUGCUCGCCAUGGCGGGCGCUUCACGCUCCUGCGCAUUGUGAACGUUGAGAAGCGCCGCGACUCGGCGCGCGGCAGCCGCUUCUUGCUGGAACUGGAGCUGCAGGAGCGCGGCGGGGGCCGCCUGCGCCUGUCAGAGUUCGUCUUUCUCCGAGUGCCGGGUGCGCACGCCCGCGGCGAGGAGGGAGGGAGCCCCGAGCCCCCUCCCGCUGCUUCCACGCGCCCAGACAGCCGCCCUGAGCUCUGCCGACCGCUGCGCCUCGCCUGGCGCCAGGACGUGGCCGUGCACUUCAUCGUGCCAGUUUCUGGCGGACAUGGCCUCACUGCACGCGCGCACGGGAGACUCGCGCUUCAGCGUCAUCCUGGUGGACUUCGAGAGCGACGACAUGGACGUGGAGCGCGCCCUGCGCCAGGCACGGCUGCCCGGGUAUCAGUACCUGAGACGGACGGGGAACUUCGAGCGCUCUGCUGGGCUGCAGGCCGGAGUGGAUGCUGUGCAGGACCCCAGCAGCAUCGUCUUCCUCUGCGACCUGCACAUCCACUUCCCACCCAGCAUCCUGGACAGCAUCCGCAAGCACUGCGUGGAGGGCACGCUGGCCUUCGCCCCCGUGGUCAUGCGCCUGGGCUGUGGGAGUUCCCCUCGCAACCCGCAGGGCUACUGGGAAGUGAACGGCUUUGGUCUCUUCGGGAUCUACAAGUCCGACUUCGACCGCGUGGGAGGCAUGAACACGGAGGAGUUCCGAGACCAGUGGGGAGGCGAGGACUGGGAGCUCCUGGACAGGGUCCUGCAGGCGGGGCUGGAGGUGGAGCGACUCCGACUGCGGAACUUCUACCACUACUACCACUCCAAGCGGGGCAUGUGGGGCACACGCAGCCGCAGGGGGACCCGCGAGGAGCCGGCCUGAGGCCGGGCAGCACAGCCACCACCCGUGCCUCCCCAUCCGGCCUGGCCCGGCGGCCUCCCCGGAGGCCCCCUUCCCAGCCAGGCUGCCAGGCUGCCUCGGUCCUCACGCUCCGAGAUGAUUUCUGUGAAAUUUUCAGUAGCGAUGACAUUGUUUCCAGGAUUUCCAAGAGUUCUGUCUGUUCCGUUUUUAUUCAGAUUGAAAUGAAAUAUUUUUUUUAGUUCUGA
This is a messenger RNA of Heterocephalus glaber (naked mole-rat), 3280 nucleotides long. RefSeq names its product beta-1,4-N-acetyl-galactosaminyltransferase 4 (gene B4galnt4). Lineage: Eukaryota; Metazoa; Chordata; Mammalia; Rodentia; Bathyergidae. Gene Ontology annotation, cellular component: Golgi cisterna membrane. The record is from RefSeq and is a predicted model, not a curated record. Gene Ontology annotation, molecular function: oxidoreductase activity; acetylgalactosaminyltransferase activity.